GCCGGGUGUUCCGGCCGCGAUCGGUGCAGCUCGGCCGGGAGACGGCGCGACCCGGCGGCGGGGCCCCCCGCGAGUCCAGCGCCGCCGCAGCCCCCCAAUGCGGCCGCGAGAAGCAGCGGGGGGGCAGGCGAUCGAAGCAGCCUCUAGAAGUGUCAUCUAGUGAUUAUGGAGGCGCCUUUGUCCUUUCCUUGACGGGAGCUGGAGCAAUGCUGACCUCCAUUUCCUGGACCCAUUCUGACUCAGGAGCCUUCACGUAAAUGGGUCCAGUCAUGCCUGCCAGUAAGAAGCCCGAAAGCUCAGGAAUCAGUGUAUCCAGUGGACUGAGUCAGUGUUACCGGGGCAGCGGUUUCUCCAAGGCCCUCCAGGAAGACGAUGACCUCGACUUCCCUCUGCCUGACAUCAGAUUAGAAGAGGGGACCAUGGAAGAUGAAGAGCUGACCAACCUGAACUGGCUGCACGAGAGCAAGAACUUGCUGAAGAGUUUUGGGGAGUCAGUCCUCAGGAGUGUGAGCCCCGUCCAGGACCUGGACGAUGACACCCCACCGUCUCCUGCCCACUCAGACAUGCCCUACGAUGCCAGGCAGAACCCUAACUGCAAGCCCCCCUACUCUUUUAGCUGCCUCAUAUUUAUGGCCAUUGAGGAAUCUCCAACCAAGCGCCUGCCAGUGAAGGAUAUUUACAACUGGAUCUUAGAACAUUUCCCAUAUUUUGCGAAUGCCCCUACUGGGUGGAAAAACUCAGUGAGACAUAAUUUGUCAUUGAACAAGUGUUUUAAGAAAGUGGACAAAGAGAGGAGUCAGAGUAUUGGGAAAGGGUCGUUGUGGUGCAUAGACCCAGAGUAUAGACAAAAUCUAAUUCAGGCUUUGAAAAAGACACCUUACCACCCACCUCCCACUCCUCAGGCAUAUCAAAGCACAUCAGGUCCACCCAUCUGGUCGGGCAGUACCUUCUUCAAGAGAAACGGAGCCCUUCUGCAAGAUCCUGACAUUGAUGCUGCCAGUGCCAUGAUGCUUUUGAAUUCUCCCCCUGAGAUACAAGCAGGUUUUCCUCCAGGAGUGAUACAAAAUGGAGCGCGAGUUCUGAGCCGAGGGCUGUUUCCUGGCGUCCGCCCCUUGCCAAUAACUCCCAUUGGGAUGACGGCAGCCAUGAGGAAUGGCAUCACCAGUUGCCGGAUGCGGACUGAGAGCGAGCCAUCGUGUGGCUCCCCUGUGGUCAGUGGAGACCCCAAGGAGGACCACAACUACAGCAGUGCCAAGUCCUCCAAUGCCCGGAGCACCUCGCCUGCCAGCGACUCCAUUUCUUCCUCCUCCUCAGCCGACGACCACUAUGAGUUUGCCACGAAGGGGAGCCAGGAAGGCAGUGAGGGCAGCGAGGGAAGCUUCCAGAGCCAUGAGAGCCACAGCGAGACAGAGGAGGAUGACAGGAAACCUAGCCAGAAGGAGGCCAAGGAUGCCCUGGGGGACAGCGGCUAUGCAUCCCAGCACAAGAAGCGCCAGCACUUGGCCAAGACCAGGAAGGUCCCCAGUGACACGCUGCCCCUCAAAAAGAGACGCACAGAAAAGCCCCCCGAGAGCGACGAUGAGGAGAUGAAAGAGGCAGCCGGGUCGCUGCUGCACUUGGCAGGGAUUCGGUCCUGUUUGAACAACAUCACCAAUCGGACGGCAAAGGGACAGAAAGAGCAAAAGGGAACCACGAAAGAUUGAAACAAGUCACUGAUUUGUUUUGAACUUACGGCCAUUUGGUUUCAGCAUGUCAGGAGGUUUCUAAUGAUUAGUGGCAAUAUCAGCAAUUUUUUCUUUUGUCUUUUGUUUUUUUCCUUUUGUUGGUUUGGUUUUCUUUCUUUUCUUUCCUUUUUUUUUUUUAAUUUGCCCCCCUCUCCUUUGUUUUUGGACCCUUAAGAAUUUUAUGUUUAAAGGAGAUUGAAGCCAUAGAACUCAUACUGACACUCAGCCGUUUUACAAAAGCUUUUCAUUAUCCGAAGACAAAAACUGACAAAAGCCAAAAUUAACCAUUGCUUCCUGCAGCCUGUCAGAAACCCGUGGCUGAAUCCACAGGGAUGUCAACGUUAAUGCCACCGGAAUACACGUAUGCCGCCUAGGAGGCACACAUGCAGAGUUGUCACUGCUUAGGCCCAACCCUUAGGUUUAAAAGUCAGGAUACCCUUGCAGUUGUGUUCAGAGUAAAGCCAGGGAAGCCAUUGGAGAGACUGAAGAGCCCCGGGUCCCCUAGAAGCAGCUCCAUGCCUUGGCACUGGCAUCCCACUGCCAGGAACACCCAUGGCAUUGCCAUGUGGGGCUCAGCCACCAGUCCUCUGUGCUUCGUAACCUUGAACCUGGUAACAUCUCACAAGUCGAACACUGGAAUAUUCAGAAAUGUCACCUGUUAGUGACUAAAGACAAAAAGGGGUAAAUUCUUAGAGCUGUUGCUAAUCAUUGAAUUCUGUUCUAAGUUAAGAAAAUGUUCCAAAAGCCAUAAGCCUGAGGUUGGCCCUUCACACAGACACACACACACACACACACACACACACACACAAAACUGAGAGAGAGCGCAUACAGAAAAUAAGCUGUGUCUUCUUAACUGCCCGUGACAAACAAUCAUACCCAAGAAAUGACAGUAGCUGUUAAGAAAGGAAAAAAUGGUACAGAUUCUUUUCUAUCAAAACUGUCUGAUCCAUGUUGGGGGGAGAGGGGGAGCUACAGAAACUGCCAUUAGUAUUGUGGUGUAUUUUUUAAAGAUUAAGGGCGCAUUGAUGGACAUGAAAAGCAAAACAGAGCAAACAAUACAACUUCAUACUGCCCUCAAAAAGGGUUUGUGAUUAAUGUCAGGACUCAAUCUUUGCAAAAAAUAAAUUUAAAAAUCAGUGAUUUCCACAUUUAGCCAGUGUAGCCAGCAGAAAUUUCUGACCCACAAUGCAUGGAUUCCUUUGAAGAAAAAGGAAAAAAAAGAAAAAGAAAAAAAAAUCACAAAAACAAACUUUUUUAAAUUCAAAAAUAACAAAGUUCUUGUAAGGUAAAUAAUGUAUUUAGCAUGAAGCAUGAAUUAUUUUAUAUAAAUAUAGCUACUAGAGAAAAGGCUAUGCCUCUAAUUUUUAAGCCCUUAGGCUUAGACCUUCUUUCUUUUCCUUUCUUUACCUUCCUUUUUUUUUCUUUCGUUGUUAUUUUAUUUUGGUUUUUUUGAAGCAGGUGUUUAAGGUUUAACCUUCUUCAGGGACAAAUUCUGACUGUUGGGGAACUUACUCUGCAAUAUAAAAAUAUCUUCAUGCUCUGGUAGGGCACUUGGAUGGUUGAACUCUACACUGCCUUGUCUGCACUCAGCCCCGACCCCCUCUGAUUCUCUACUGAAGAGUGUGUCCUUCUUUGUCUGUGUGUGUUUAACAUGACGCAAUAAUUUGAGGGCAAACUUAGUAGUGUGUAUGAUAGAAUCAAGAGAAUUAUGGGACGCUUACUUGAGAAAAUCAUUACCGUGAUAUGGUUCUAGGAAAAAGGCAGUGAAUAAUUAUGCAAAUUCACCAGAAGAAGGGGAACCAUGCUAAUGGGCCUUAUUGGGUGAGGGUAGGAGAUAGGGUCACCGGAAGGAGGAAGUGAUAAGGGGGUUAGAUGGGCCAGCCCCAGAUGUUCUAAGCUACUGUGCCAUUUUGCAGUCAGGAGGGGUUGGCCAUCUCUGCCGCCCUCAGCACAGUAACCACCCUGAAACUAAGACCACCUCGAUUGUGAGAGCUGAAUUUAGACAACUGGACCAUGUCACGCAGGCCAGAGACUCUUGUUACCUUUGCCAAAAAAAAAAAAAAGAAAAAUCUAAAGGGAAAUCUCUAAAAGGAUAUGGCCUUCCACCCAAAUGGAGGGAAGUUUUUAAAAACAAAUCACCCACUACCCAGGGUCUGAUGGUUGGGAAAGGGAGGGUGAUCUUGAUCUUUUUAAACAGGAUGAUGGUGGGCCUUCGAAGCUACACCCACCUGUUAGGACCAGCUACCGUGGCAACUGCCUCAGCCAGGACAGAUAGGGGGAUAUCUGGUACCUUCCCUCUACCUAUCCUGAGAGCAGCUGGGGAAAGAACCUAGAAAAGUCUACACCUGCAUGGCAGGUUAAAUUUACCUGCACACCUGACCCUGAACCUGAUCCCUUCCAGCAUGUUCAGGGUUGGUUCAGGGUUGGAUGGGAGCACAGGUAUGUUUUUGCAGCGCUCUGAUCCCUCUUUCCCCACAAACAUCUGACACCGGAAAAGCCAUCCACAGCGAUGGAACCUGAGCCACACCUUGAUUUGUGUUGCCACCGAACCAAGUCCAAAAGACCACCCUCCCUACCCCCAAGAUGACCGAACUCAGACUUCUCUCCUGAAGGCAAAGGUAACGAAUGGUCAGUGCUGUUUCUGGCAGGGGACUUCUUCCAAUGAAACCCCCACAUGGGCUGUCUCCCCUCAUUUCGUUUUUCUGAAGGGGCAGAGGCCUCUUUUAGAAAAUAAUAAAAUGCAAUGUGUGUGAUUUACUUUUCUGAUCUCUUUGAGAACUAGAAAACUAUCUUAUACAAGUGUGUUCUUAACGCCAGAACCACUCUUUUUGCAUAAAUACCUCAUCAGGCAGCUUUCUAAGUGUUAUUUUCCUGAGCCUCCCUUGGCACCUUUGUUGGAAUCUUCUGGAAGACUUGUUGGGGAAACUUUAGUAAGGGUACUCUUUUCUAUUUUCCUUCUGUUUUGGGAGGCAUACACAUUAUGCAUCACCAAAACAAUGGCUCAAUUGUGUUUAACUCUGUAUUUUGACUGUUGAGGCAAAAACCAAGUAUCAAUGUGUAUGUGGCUAUUUGUAGCAAAGUCUGCAGAAUGAGGCUGUCUGCGUCCUUAACAAGCCAGGGGGCAGGAGGCACCCCCUCUUUCCCCUCCUCUAAGAGCGGUAGAGAAUUUAAGCACAAGCCUAUUUGUGAAAGAAUAUUUUGCUUAAGUGUAAUUCACUUUAGUCUCAGAAUUCCUUCCCAAAUGUCAGGUGUUCUCUUGGCUUCCAAACUAGCCUGUGUAUCCAUUAGUCUAACAGAUCCGCCUGAGCAUCAUUAUGGGAUGUGGUGUUUUUGCUUUCAUUUCUCCUGCAGGGAGAAGUGGUGGUUCAUGUGUCAUUCCAGUAUCUCACAUACUCACAUGGGGCGGGGGGAGGGGGAACGGGGAACUAUAGCAAUAUUUACAGAUGCUUUGAAAACAACCGUGAACACGUAGCACCGUGACACCUACUUGCUAUUGGGCCCUUGGACACAUUUAAGAGAAAGAGACUGUUGCUCUUUUUUUCUUAGAUG
Molecule: messenger RNA, 5273 nt
Organism: Nannospalax galili (Upper Galilee mountains blind mole rat)
Lineage: Eukaryota; Metazoa; Chordata; Mammalia; Rodentia; Spalacidae
Gene: Foxn3
Product: forkhead box N3
Exons: 8
Coding region: 258-1703 (481 amino acids)
Biological process (GO): regulation of DNA-templated transcription
Cellular component (GO): nucleus
Molecular function (GO): cis-regulatory region sequence-specific DNA binding; DNA-binding transcription factor activity
Source: RefSeq, a predicted model, not a curated record